CCACCACGGCUCCCCAGAGCGGCUUUACCCACCAAGAAAGUGCUAGGCGCUCACGAGGCAGGGGCCUUGGCCUACGCAGGUGUGGAUCAGGGCAGGCUGCCUAGAGGAAGGAGCCCUAGAGCUGCCCAGAGCAUGGAGGCAAAGGCAGAAGGCGGCAGACUGAGUUCAGGGUCUGCCCCGCUUUCUGUGAGGCCUGUCUCUGACUGCCUUGGUUUCUCCCUCUGCCCCCUGCCCCCCCCCCACCCCCUGAUACCCGGAAUCCCGACCAGUGGGCGGGCCACAGCCUGGAACCCGCUGCCCACAGUAACCAGGCAAACAGAACUCGGCAGGACUGAGCCUGCUCUCCGGGUGGGCUGCCUGUGCUCCCACCUGCUGCCCCCCCGGCCUGCCCAGGCUGGCGCCCCUGCCUCCCCAUGCAGCACCCCAAACCCUUCUAUGCGCCUUCAGCUCCCCAAGAAGGCUUCAGCCCCCGGGGCCUGGAUGGCACCGAGGGGUCAGGCAGCCAGCCUGCUCCCGCCUGCACGGAGCCGCUUCCUGCUGUGGGCUCCUCCAACCUCUAUCAGCCCCCAAACCCGGAGAAAGAGGUGUUUCCAGGCCCUCCGGCAGGUUUCCAGAUGGCACCCUGCGGGUGCUUCUUUGACCCCCGCAUCUACCGAAUCGAGUGGGCCACCACCGACUUCGGCCAGUCGUCCCUGUACAAGCUGACGGCAGUGGGUGGUGGGGGAACCCCUGGGGGUCCGGCUGGGGGUCCCGCCUCUCCAGGCACCUACCUCCUAGAGCCCCAGCACUACCUCAAGGCCCCCGUGCCGGCCCCACCGCCCCCGCCAUACCCACACUACCAGCCGCUGCCUGGGGGCCCCCAGUACCUCAUGCCCUACUUCCCCCCCGAGGGGCCUGGGCCAGAGGCUCUGGGCUUUGUGGGUGACGGGGGGCCCCCCGCCUACAUGGAACUGCCCCCGCCCCUGCUCAAGGAAGGCCUGGGGCCAGCCGCGCCGCCACCCCCGGCCCCGCCCCCACCCCCUGUGCCCAAGGAGAACAAGCUGCCUCCCCUGCUCAUCACGUUCCCCACCGAGGCCGUGUUGCCCCCUGGCGCCUAUGGCCACCUCAAGGGCCGCCUCAGUCAGUUCCACGGGCCCAGCGAGCCGCUGGCCUCCCCCUCCAAGGAGCAGCCGGGUGGUGGCACUGGGCCGGCCCUACUGUACCCGCCUGGCCCCGGGGAGCCCAAGGUGGCGGAGGCGGAGGCCGCCCCCCUGGGGGCAGGCGAGGCCAGGACCCCCGAGGCAGCCAGGGCCUUCGUGCUGCCCGAGAAGGUGCUUCUGGAAGACGCCAUGAAGCUCUUCGACUGCUUGCCGGGCAACGCUGAGCCUGAUGGGUCCCCACGCAAGGCCCCCGGGCCAGCCCUGCCGGACAGCGGGGGCGGCGGGGACGACUCAUCCAGCGACAUCCGCUCGCUGCACCUGCCGGACGAACUGCUGUCCUUUGACUACAGUGUGCCCGAGAUCCUGGACACCGUGUCUAAUGUGGACUACUUCUUCAACUUCAAGGCCUUGGAUGAGGAGCCACCACCCCGCCCGGGGCCCCCCGUCGCCAACACCGCGGCCCCCGCGGCACGACCCGAGCUGCCUGGCAAGAGGAAGGCCGGCGCCUCGUCCGCCAGAAAGGGCAGGCAGGGGGGCAAGGGCAAGCAGGCUGCGGGCCCGGCCAGCGUCGCCCCGUCGGGGCCCAGGCAGGACCUGGGAGCCGCCCCCCAUUAAAAUGGAUUUGACCGCUCAGC
Molecule: messenger RNA, 1774 nt
Organism: Mustela lutreola (European mink)
Lineage: Eukaryota; Metazoa; Chordata; Mammalia; Carnivora; Mustelidae
Gene: PRR22
Product: proline rich 22
Exons: 3
Coding region: 414-1754 (446 amino acids)
Source: RefSeq, a predicted model, not a curated record